GCGAAAAACUUAUAAGGUUACCGAAAUUAAAAUAGUAUUUAACCUUUUAUACUUGGAUAAAAAAAAAUAAAAAAGAAAAAAGAAAAAAGAAACCCCACAUUGUAUAUAAACAUGGAGGCAAUCCCUCAUUUUAUAUUUCAUAAGUAACCUCCUCCAUACGACAAGAUCUCUGAAGUCUAAGAAUUCUAAGAAAAUGGCACUAUCUGCAAAGCUACAGGUUGAUGUAGAGCUCAAGUCCUCUGCUGAGAAGUUCUUCAAACUUCUUAGCAAACAAAUUCACCAAAUUCCCAAUGCUUCCCCUGGAAACAUCCAUCAGGUUGAUGUUCACGAAGGUGAUUGGGAAACUGCUGGCUCUGUCAAGCUCUGGACUUACACCAUAGAUGGAAAGCGGGAGAUUUUCAAAGAGAAGGUGGAAAUAGACGAGGCAAGAAAGAUAGUAACAAUGACUGCAGUAGAAGGACAUAUCCUUGAACUGUGCAAGAGCUACAAGAUUAUUAUUGAAGCUGUUCCAAAGGACGAAGGAGCUGUUGCUAAAAUUACUACAGAAUAUGAGAAAUUCAAACCCGAUGAUGCACCUCCAAACAAGUAUCUAAACUUUAUUGUUUACGUUGUCAAGGAUGUGGAUGCGCACCUUGUCAAUGCCUGAUCAUGAUGAUGGCUCGGCAUAUAUGAUAUGAUACUUGCAAAUAAAGGCCUGGAAGCCUUUCCUGGAUUUCGUGGUUAUUUUCAUAUAUAUGUACUGUGGUUAUUGUAUUUGUAUCAUCAAUGAACAGAAGCUCAUAAUAGGAUCGUCUUGUUAUGUAGCUAACCCAAAACCUAAUCUACUAGGUGGAGGGGUCGAUCCUUAUAUCAUGUUAAAUUAUCUUGUACCUUACUCUAUUUACUUGGUUUCAAGUAACGUGGGUUUCAAGUAACGUGGGAUUGAAAUUUCUUUUACAAAUAUAUCUUUUUCUAAAUAAGUUA
Molecule: messenger RNA, 963 nt
Organism: Ricinus communis (castor bean)
Lineage: Eukaryota; Viridiplantae; Streptophyta; Magnoliopsida; Malpighiales; Euphorbiaceae
Product: MLP-like protein 28
Exons: 2
Coding region: 194-646 (150 amino acids)
Biological process (GO): defense response
Source: RefSeq, a predicted model, not a curated record